AAUGGGUAUUAAGAGAAUUUCUUUUAUUUUUCGUUGCAAAAUAGACAUUAUCCAUCUUUUAAAUACAGAUAUUUGAUUCUCAUAAUUUUUUCUUCUGAAUGGGAAAGGAAGGGAAAUAGUAAUACACAUGGUUUGCGGUUAUUGCGCAGUCGGAUGAUUUAUCCAGUGCGGAUGGUAGUUGCUGGGGUUUUAUAUAUAAAAGAAUCUCAUAAUUUAGGUGCUCCAUCAAACGUAAAUGCAAAAGAAAAAUAAGACAGGGAGGUGCACCGUUCCUGUAAAUGGUUUGGGGCGAAGCGAAGGGCCAUGACCAUAUUAACAAACCCCGCUUCUCCGUCGUUUCAAAAGGCAGUGCAGAUUAAGACACGCCUCCUUCAGGGCCUCGACACAUUUAAUCAAUUCAAGCAUGUCCACGCCGCGCUUCUUCGUCAUGGCCUCGACCAGGACAACUAUCUACUUAACAUGCUCCUGCGAUCCAGCUUCGACCUCGGUAACACCAGCUACACCCGCCUCCUCUUCGACCAAACCCAAGAACCCAAUAUCUUCCUAUGGAACACCAUGGUCCGCGGCUUGGUCUUCCAAGACUGCUGCGAAGAAGCCUUGCAGUUUUACCACUGGAUGCGUGGACAGGGAUUCUUGCCCAACAGCUUCACUUUCCCUUUCGUUCUAAAGGCGUGCUCACGGGUAUUGGAUUUUCGGUUGGGGUUGAAGGCGCAUUCUCUUGUGGUGAAGGCCGGAUACGAUGACCAGGUGUUUGUUAAGACCAGUUUGCUAUCAUUGUACGCGAAAUGUGGGUAUUUGGACUAUGCUUAUAAAGUGUUUGAUGAAAUCCCUGACAAGAAUAUUGUGUCUUGUACUGCGAUCAUUAGUGGCUAUGUAGGGCAGGGGAAGUAUAAGGAAGCUAUUGAAUCAUUUAGGAGGUUGUUGGAGAUGGGUUUGAGUCCGGACAGUUUUACCAUCGUGAGAGUCCUAAAGGCCUGCACCAAGGCUGGGGAUUUGAGAAGUGGAGAGUGGAUAGAUGGAUACAUUUCGGAGAUUGGGAUGACAAGGAAUGUGUUUGUGACUACCUCUUUUGUUGACUUUUAUGCUAAGUGUGGAAGCAUGGAGAAAGCGCGUUGUGUCUUUGAUGGGAUGCAUGAAAGGGAUAUAGUUUCUUGGAGUUCUAUGAUACAAGGUUAUGCAUCCAACGGGCAGCCCAAAGAAGCCCUAGACCUUUUCUUCAAAAUGCUGAAGGAGAAUCUGAGACCAGAUCGAUAUUCCAUGGUUGGAGCUCUUUCUGCUUGUGCAAGAUUAGGAGCACUGGAGUUAGGGGAGUGGGCAAGCAAUUUGAUGGAUAGAAAUGAUUUUUUGGCUAAUCCAGUGUUGGGUACAGCGUUAAUUGAUAUGUAUGCUAAAUGUGGGUGCAUUGCAAGAGCCUGGGAAGUCUUUCAGGGGAUGAAGGAGAAAGACCGAGUGGUAUGGAAUGCUGUGAUAUCUGGGCUUUCCAUGACUGGGCAUGUCAAAAGCGCAUUUGGGCUUUUCGGCCAAGUGGAGAAAUUUGGGAUUCAACCUGAUGGGAAUACUUUCAUGGGCUUGCUUUGUGCCUGUACUCAUGCUGGUUUGGUUAAUGAGGGUCGCCGAUAUUUCAAUAGCAUGCAUCAUGUCUUUUCCUUGACUCCUACAAUUGAACAUUAUGGUUGCAUGGUGGAUCUUCUUGGUCGUGCAGGUUUACUAGACGAAGCUCAUCAGUUUAUAAAAAAUAUGCCGAUGGAAGCAAACGCGGUGGUUUGGGGAGCCUUGUUGAGUGGAUGUAGGUUGCAUAAGGAUAUUUACCUAGCUGAACAUGUUCUAAAGCAACUCAUUGCGAUAGAACCAUGGAACUCGGGAAAUUAUGUUCUCUUGUCAAAUAUAUAUUCUGCAAGUAAUAGAUGGGAUGAUGCAGCAAAAAUAAGGUCAAACAUGAAUGAGAAAAGAAUGGUAAAAAUACCUGGUUGCAGUUGGAUUGAAGUGGAUGGAAUUGUCCAUGAGUUUCUUGUGGAUGACAAGUCCCAUCCCUUGUCGGAGAAGAUCUACACAAAGCUUGCUGAACUCGCUAAGGGGUUGAAAGCGGUCGGAUUUGUUCCAACCAUAGAUCAUGUGCUUUUUGACAUAGAAGAGGAGGAGAAGGAGCAUUUCCUUGGUUGUCACAGUGAGAAACUGGCAAUUGCAUUUGGUUUGAUCACCACAACUCCAAAGGAAGUGAUUCGAGUUGUGAAAAACCUUCGUGUAUGUGGUGAUUGUCACGAGGCCAUAAAGUUUAUUUCAAAAAUUACAGGCAGAGAGAUAAUUGUCAGAGAUAACAAUAGAUUUCACUGUUUCAAUGAUGGUUCAUGUUCAUGCAAAGAUUACUGGUGAUUUAGCUAUAAGUCAACUUAAGAAUGGGCUUGACCAUUUAUAAGUUGAAGUUGCAUCCUCUGGAGUAACAACAGUUGAAGCUUAAAGGGACAUGAAGUUCUGCAAACUGAAGGGCAUUGCAACAAAAAUAGCACCCAGACCCUAAGCAAAAGGUUAUGCUGGAGAAAUGGGGAGACUCAAAAGCUCUGAAUACCGCAGGCAAAGUAAGACCUCUACUUCUCUCUCUUUGCAUUACAUUAUAUUUUGGACAACAUAUAUGGCAGCAUUUUAAACAACAUUCUAAAACCAGUAUAUAGUGGAGAGAGAGAGAGCAUAUUUGCUAAAACUCAAAUUGUUUCUCAAACGGAGCCAUGAUUUUUGUUCUUGUGGUGGUUGCUUAAUUUUCCUGCACCAGAGGAUAUAUGGUUCAUCGGUUGCUCAAACCUUCUGUUGGUGCAAAGCUGCUCAUUGAAUCAUAUCGUAUCUGAAAAAGCUCAUUGGGAAUUCGGCAUGAUAUACUGGGCUGGGGGUCUGUUUAAUUGAGUGGGCCUAGUCAGAUCAAACAAAUGAUGCAAAAUGUCGCAUGAGCCGGCCCAACAGUACUGAGUACAUAUUGGGCCAUGCUAGGCUUUGCGAAGGCCCA
This is a messenger RNA of Tripterygium wilfordii, 2992 nucleotides long. RefSeq names its product putative pentatricopeptide repeat-containing protein At3g08820. The coding region runs from base 304 to 2370 and encodes 688 amino acids. Gene Ontology annotation, molecular function: protein binding; RNA binding; zinc ion binding. The record is from RefSeq and is a predicted model, not a curated record. Lineage: Eukaryota; Viridiplantae; Streptophyta; Magnoliopsida; Celastrales; Celastraceae. The transcript is spliced from 3 exons. Gene Ontology annotation, biological process: RNA modification.